Molecule: messenger RNA, 900 nt
Organism: Erigeron canadensis
Lineage: Eukaryota; Viridiplantae; Streptophyta; Magnoliopsida; Asterales; Asteraceae
Product: mitochondrial import inner membrane translocase subunit TIM14-3-like
Exons: 3
Coding region: 332-688 (118 amino acids)
Biological process (GO): protein import into mitochondrial matrix
Cellular component (GO): PAM complex, Tim23 associated import motor
Molecular function (GO): ATPase activator activity
Source: RefSeq, a predicted model, not a curated record
CGAAAUAUCAGUAACUUGGGGAAAAAGUUGCCAUUCCAGAAAAAUAAACUUGGGGAGAAAGUCGGUGUGUGCCCUAAAUUAAAAACCCCUCCAUACAAUCAAACGCACAAAUUUUGUUCCAUCAAAUCAUCAUCCAAAAUUGUUACAAACUCAAAUCAUUCAUUCUUUCUUUCUUUUGACAUAUUAACUUCUCAAAUUCCCUACGUUUUAUAAUUUGGGGGUUUACUAAACAAUUGAUUAAAAAAUAUAAAAUAAAAAUCCCUUCGAGACGCCAAAAAUAUCGAGUUGAAAGUUUUCUGAUUCAUUUGAGUUCUUGAGAUACACAGCUAAAAUGACGAGCGUGUUUGUGGCAGGACUUGCGGUUGCUACAGGUGCUACUGCAGCUCGUUACGGCAUCGUAGCUUGGAAUUCUAUGAAGUCUGGAGCUUUUAGCAAGCUUUUCAAAGGAGGGUUAGAACGCCAGUUUUACAAAGGAGGGUUUGAACCUCAUAUGACUAGAAGAGAAGCCGCUCUUAUUCUUGGAAUCAGGGAAAGUAGGGCAACAGAUAAGAUAAUAAGGGAUGCAUAUCGAAAGGUGAUGGUUGCAAACCAUCCAGAUGCUGGCGGCAGUCACUAUCUCGCUUCCAAAAUUGGUGAAGCAAAAGAUAUGAUGAUGAAGAAGUCAAGGAACCCUGACUCUGCUUUCUAAUCUCCAACAUGAAAGCCUUUUUUUUGUCAGUCAAUCAAUUGAUUGUAUCGGAAAAUGUUAUGUGCUGCGGCUCUUAGGUAUAAUGUUUCUUGAAAUGAUCCAUGGAAUGGAAACAACCGUGUACUAAUCUAUUUUGGGAGUUUAUUAACGCUGUUGGUCUUGGUUACAACCACUAGGCUGUAUGUAUAAGAGCGACCUUUCUUUUUUGCAAA